CUUCCAUAGAGUGCGUACCCACUGAAGAGUGGAUCACAGGCACAAGAGGGCCCUUGUAACUAACCGAAGCCGUUUCGACUCUUUCGACUUUUGGACUUUUGACUUCGAGUCAAUUCUCUUCUCCUUUUCCACCAAAAUUUGCAAUUGUCUCUCCAUGCUCGUUCUGCUGUGCUAGUACACCUCGUGCUCGCGUGUUGUCGGUUUUUCUGCUCUCGCAAGGGGACUUGCCGCUCUCAGGAACGGAAAACCUUGUUUUUCUUUUUUCUUUUUGCCUGUUCCCGUCCCGAGGAGGAAUUUAUCCCCCGCCCCCGCCGUUAGUCAACAUCUAUUGACGAAAUCCAAAUCCUCAAGAACUUCCAACAACACCACCCAACAACACCGACGCCGAACCUAGCGAACCGAACGAAUUGAGUGUCCCAUACCGUCAUCAUCGCCACCAUGGACUCCGUUCUGCGCCAGUCCAAGGCCAUGUGCCCCUUCAUGAAGAAGGCCACUGCCGCGGGGCUCCGUGCCAUGUCGACGGCCACCCCGACUGCCGUGUCACCCUGCGGUGGUGCCAUGUCGAAGCUGCAGGUGCUCGCUCGCCGCUGCCCCGUAAUGGGCAAGGCCAUGGCUGUCCAGUCUGCUCGCGUGGGCCACGCCGCUGGCUUCCCUAGCGUCGCGGCUAAAGCCGGCAUGUCCACGUUCCAUGGCCACGCAAAGACCGGCAAGGCGAAGCUGCACACCAGCCGCUCUAAGGAGGCCCAGCCCGUUGACGGCGCCGUUUAUAGCGGCCAUGAGAAGGUCCAGCUCCCCCCUCGCCUUCCGACCAAGCAGCAUGUCAGCGCCGGCCCGGCUGCUACCACGCGCCCCGAUGCUUCGGCCACCCGCGCGGGUAAGUUUGACUAUGACGGCUUCUACAACUGCGAGCUGGAGAAGAAGCACAAGGACAAGUCGUACCGGUACUUCAACAACAUCAAUCGCUUGGCCAAGGAGUUUCCCCGCGCGCACAUGUCUAACAAGGAGGAGAAGGUCACGGUCUGGUGCGCCAAUGAUUACCUGGGCAUGGGUCGCAACCCGCGCGUGCUGAAGGCGAUGCACGAGACCCUUGACGAAUAUGGCGCCGGCGCUGGUGGCACGCGCAACAUCUCGGGACACAACAAGCAUGCGGUGGAACUGGAGCAAACAGUCGCCAAGCUCCAUGCGCAGGAAGCCGCGCUGGUUUUCAGCUCGUGCUAUGUGGCCAACGAUGCCACUCUGGCUACCCUCGGUAGCAAGAUGCCCGACUGUGUCAUUCUGUCCGACAGCCUGAACCAUGCCUCGAUGAUCCAGGGUAUCCGCCACUCCGGCGCGAGGAAGAUCAUUUUCAAGCACAAUGACGUGCAGGACCUGGAGGAGAAGUUGGCGUCAUUGCCGCUCCACGUCCCCAAGAUUAUUGCGUUCGAGUCCGUCUACAGCAUGUGCGGCUCGAUCGGCCCCAUUGAGGAAAUCUGCGAUCUCGCCGACAAAUAUGGCGCCAUCACCUUCCUCGACGAAGUCCACGCCGUCGGCAUGUAUGGCCCGCACGGCGCGGGCGUAGCGGAACACUUGGAUUACGAGGCGCACGUUCAGGGGCGGCCCCGCGGGACCAUCAUGGACCGCAUCGACAUCAUCACCGGCACCCUGGGCAAGGCUUACGGUUGCGUGGGUGGCUACAUCGCCGGCAGCGCCAAGCUCAUCGACACGGUGCGCUCUCUCGCGCCAGGCUUCAUCUUCACCACCUCCCUCCCUCCCGCCGUCAUGGCCGGCGCGCGCGCAGCCAUUGAGUACCAGAUGGAGCACCAGGGCGACCGCCGGCUGCAGCAGCUGCACACGCGCGCGGUCAAGGAAGCCCUCGAGGAGCGCGGCAUCCCCGUGAUCCCCAACCCGAGCCACAUUGUGCCGAUCCUCGUCGGCAACGCCGAGCUCGCCAAGCAGGCCAGCGACAAGCUCCUGCAGGACCACGGCAUCUACGUGCAGAGCAUCAACUACCCGACCGUCCCCGUCGGCCAGGAGCGCCUGCGCGUGACGCCCACGCCGGGCCACACCAAGGAGUACCGCGAGGAGCUGGUCAACGCGAUCGAGAGCAUCUGGAACGAGCUCGGAAUCAAGCGCACCAGCGAGUGGGCGGCCGAGGGCGGCUUCAUCGGCGUCGGCGUGCCGGACGCCGCCCCCGAGGAGCCGCUCUGGACGGACGAGCAGCUGGGCAUCGCCGAGGCGGCCCGCACGCUGCUGCAGGCCGCCGACGCCGAGCAGAAGGCCGCCGCCGCCCCCCUGACGGGCGGGUUCACCGAGAGGCUCCUGGCCAAGGAGAUGAAGGGGCUCACGAGCGCUAGCGUCGCCGCUUAGGCUGCUUCGCUUUCUCCUCCUGUUCCCCCCCGCGCGCUCUCCGGCGACGGAGACGUAGCACUCUUCCCUUCUCUGCCGGCCGGAAUAUCUGUCCGGGUGCCCCUGCUGCUUUCGUCCUUGGGGAGCUC
Molecule: messenger RNA, 2474 nt
Organism: Chaetomium fimeti
Lineage: Eukaryota; Fungi; Ascomycota; Sordariomycetes; Sordariales; Chaetomiaceae
Product: pyridoxal phosphate-dependent transferase
Exons: 2
Coding region: 439-2346 (635 amino acids)
Biological process (GO): heme biosynthetic process
Cellular component (GO): mitochondrion
Molecular function (GO): pyridoxal phosphate binding; 5-aminolevulinate synthase activity
Source: RefSeq, a predicted model, not a curated record